ACAUGGAUUAGGGGCGGAAGCAAUUUCACCAAAGCUGGUCGUCGAACCACAACUAAAGAAAACAACAGCACCCAUAUGCAUAGAGAUGUCUCCUGGGCUCCCCAGACUCCCUAGAGGCGAACGUGAGGGGAACGAGAGAAGGGAAGGAUCAAGCCAGGAGAUCCUCCCGAUCUCGUCGAUUGAGCGAAUAUCCGAACGAGAGAGUGAAACAAUAGCCAACUUCCUACCACUAUCCUUUAGAGAGAAAUUGAGAGAAAUCCUAAUUAGUUCGAGAGACCCUAAGAAAAGCUUGGACCAAGCCAGAUCCAGGGCCGCCCAGAUCUUUGGUGAGAUAGAUCGGGCUGAGGGCGGGUGCGCCCCCAAUCAAGAUCAGAAGACGCCAGCGGGAGAGAAGGAACAUGAGGGCAUCAAUUUUGGCCCAAUUAAUGGGACAAAAUCAGCUGAGGAGAAAACGGUAUCAUCGGGGAGCGGAGGCCAAGGAUCUCCAACGGGCGAGAAUUCAACAGCCAAUUCAAGAUGCCAGGAGGAUGAUUUCACGGGGAAUCAAUGUCAAAGCAUGGAAGCACUCGAACGCUACCAGCGCAUUAUCGGAUAUCAACCGGCCCGGGAUGAAAGCACUUUGGUUCUCUGAGAUCAGAUUUUGGAGGACUCAAAAUGCAGACAAGAAUAUAUGGCAACCUCCUACAGAAGGAACCCUGAAGAUGAAUGUAGAUGGAGCGUUUUCACAAGACUCCGGAGAUGCUGCCGUUGGAGUAGUGGCCCGAGAUCACCUGGGACAUAUAUGUCUCGCUGCUAGCAUAGUCAUUGACAAAUUCAACGACGCGGAAGAAGCUGAAGCCUGUGCCAUCAAAGAGGGGCUUAGAUUGGGCUCCGAAUACGAUCUCAAGAUUGCUUCCAUCGAAUCGGAUUGUGCAAUAGCAGUGGCUGCUGCCAACAGAUCGGAGGCUCUGGCAUCAAGAUGUUGGAGUGUCUACAAGGACAUUCAGUUCCUGAUAUCUGUGAUACCCUGCUGUAAGGUGAUAAAAACACCAAGAGCCUGUAAUUCAGGUGCCCAUGGGCUAGCUAAGUUAGCUUCUGUUAGUGGAGACAGCCAUGUGUGGCUGACCCCUAUUCCUGAUAAUGUCUUAGAUUUUAUUUGUAAAGGAUAUGUGUACGAACCAGUGGAUGAAUGAAUGAGUUUGUACCCCCUCAAAAA
Messenger RNA from Lolium perenne, 1195 nucleotides. NCBI's taxonomy places the organism in Eukaryota, Viridiplantae, Streptophyta, Magnoliopsida, Poales, Poaceae. The record is from RefSeq and is a predicted model, not a curated record.